Cydia amplana is the source of this 1558-nucleotide messenger RNA. It is a transcript of the gene CaMKI, whose product is annotated as calcium/calmodulin-dependent protein kinase type 1. NCBI's taxonomy places the organism in Eukaryota, Metazoa, Arthropoda, Insecta, Lepidoptera, Tortricidae. The transcript is spliced from 2 exons. Gene Ontology annotation, biological process: protein phosphorylation. The coding region runs from base 117 to 1202 and encodes 361 amino acids. Gene Ontology annotation, molecular function: calmodulin binding; ATP binding; calcium/calmodulin-dependent protein kinase activity. The record is from RefSeq and is a predicted model, not a curated record.
UUCGUGAAGCAAGAGAGAAUAUCAGUCUCGAUAUAUGUGUGGUCUGAAUAUAUCUAAGUAGGUACGUAGGUUUUUAAUAUAGUAGUAAAUCCUAUCCGGGAUAGAGAGGCACAAAGAUGCCUUUAUUUGGGAAAAAAGAUUUCGGCAGGAAAUCGAAAAAGGAUGGCCGAGACUCCGAAAAGCAACCGUCCAUCGAAGACAAGUAUGUGGUUAAAGAUUUGUUGGGAACCGGAGCGUUUUCCGAGGUGCGAUUGAUAGAAAGCAAAGAUAACGGGCAGUUGUUCGCGUGUAAAAUUAUCGACAAAAAAGCUCUUAAAGGGAAAGAAGAUUCAUUAGAAAACGAGAUUAGGGUACUGAAGAGAUUUAGUGAACAAGCAAAAGGCGAAGGGGAAGAGAAAAAGAUGUUUUCGCACCCUAACAUCGUCCAGCUGUUAGAAACGUACGAGGACAAAAACAAAGUGUAUCUCGUGAUGGAGCUAGUGACAGGCGGGGAGUUGUUCGACCGCAUCGUGGAGAAGGGGUCGUACACCGAGAAGGACGCGUCCAACCUCAUGAGGCAGGUGCUGGAGGCCGUGGACUACAUGCACUCGCAGGGCGUCGUUCAUCGCGACCUCAAGCCCGAGAAUUUGCUCUAUUACAGUGCUGAUGAAGACAGUAAAAUUAUGAUCAGUGAUUUUGGUCUGUCCAAAAUUGAGGAUUCUGGUAUUAUGGCCACAGCUUGCGGAACUCCAGGAUAUGUUGCUCCUGAAGUGCUUGCCCAGAAGCCGUAUGGCAAAGCAGUGGAUGUAUGGAGUAUAGGAGUCAUAUCUUACAUCUUACUUUGCGGAUACCCACCAUUUUAUGAUGAGAAGGAUGAGAAUUUGUUUGCCCAGAUAUUGAAAGGCGAUUUUGAGUUUGAUUCUCCGUACUGGGAUGACAUUAGUGAAUCAGCUAAGGAUUUCAUAAGGCAUUUGAUGUGUGUUGAUGUGGACAAGAGAUAUACUUGCAGGCAGGCAUUGGCUCAUCCAUGGAUUUCUGGUAAUGAAGCUAGCAGCAAGAACAUCCAUGGCACUGUAUCUGAACAGCUUAAGAAGAACUUUGCCAAGUCCCGCUGGAAACAAGCGUACCAUGCAACAACUGUGAUUCGGCAAAUGCAGAAAAUGGCGCUCAGUAGCAGCGGCUCCAGUCGCAGCACCAACUCGAGUGCUCAGCUCAAGCAAUAGCUGCCCUCCCCAUGACACGGCAAAUCACUUUCCCUACUGACAAAGGUACUUAAGAUUUAUUUCAUUUUUAUGUAAUUGGGUUGGUGAUAACCAACGCCAAGUAACUCCAUCAUGCUUAUUACAAUUGAUAAGCCUGUUACAUUAAUUGAAAUUCAUUGUCAAACCAGUUGGCGGCAGACACGCCGAAAGAUCUGUGUCAUCGCUAUGUUCAUAAUGUUACUUGCGGAUCUACAAGUACAUUCAACUGGUUGUCUUAAUACUGGAAUGGAUAGCUUGUUUAGCAUAUUAAUGAUUAUCAACGAACUGUUAUUAAGACAUAUUUCGGCUAGUCAUUGUAUCUCAUCUGCUUGAAAAUA